Molecule: messenger RNA, 6989 nt
Organism: Oenanthe melanoleuca
Lineage: Eukaryota; Metazoa; Chordata; Aves; Passeriformes; Muscicapidae
Gene: GNB1L
Product: G protein subunit beta 1 like
Exons: 7
Coding region: 137-1123 (328 amino acids)
Molecular function (GO): protein binding
Source: RefSeq, a predicted model, not a curated record
GCCUCCCGCCGGCCCCGUGACAUCACGCGCGGGGCUCGGCGUUUCUCCGUGUCCGCCUGGUUCCCGCGGGGAUCGCCGAAUAAUCGCUGUCACGCACCCGCCCCGCCGGGCGGAAAGGUGCUCGCUCACUGUUCUGAUGGCUCUGCCACCUCCGGAUCCAAAGUUUGUGCUCAGAGGUACCAGUGCUCCAGUCCACACUCUGCAUUUUUCCUGUGGAGGCCCAGAACCUGAUAUCCCCCUUCUUUUCUCUGGGUCUGAGAAUGGGUUUAUCCAUGUCUGGAACCUGAAAACACACAGAGUCGACGCAGCAUUGGAUGGCCAUGGAAGAAAAUCUGUCUACUGUGUGGAGACAAUGGGUGGUAAAGACAGGCUUCUCAGUCAGGGACGCGACCAGAGGAUCUGCUUGUGGGAUUUAGCAGAGGGACGGACUUCUGUGACGGAUUCUGUCUUCACGGAGCAUGUGGGAUUCUGCAGAUGCUCUCUAUUAAAGGUGGCACAGGGACGCUGGCUAAUGGCCAUGGCAGCCAGAAGCCUGGAGGAGGUUCAGAUUUUGGAGCUGCCAUCCAAGACGUCAGUCUGUACCUUGAAGCCAGAGGUGGGUGCCAAGCUGGGCAUGCCCAUGUGUCUGAAGUUAUGGCAGCUCAGCUGUGGUUCACAACCUGUGCUUCUGGCUGGCUAUGAAGAUGGAUCAGUUGUCCUCUGGAAUGUGUCAAUGGGAAAAGCGUUGAGCCAACUCAGUUGCCACCAGGAGCCAGUGAUGAGCCUUGACUUUGACUCAGAGAAGGCCAAGGGGAUCUCGGGCUCGUCUGAAAAGGUGCUUAGCAUCUGGAGCCUCAAUGAGCAACAGAACCUCCAGGUUUACAAAACACACGAACUUGUCAAUGCUGGCAUAUCUGAUAUCACCAUCCGUCCAGACAAGAAGAUUUUGGCGACAGCCGGGUGGGAUCAUCGCAUCAGGAUCUUCGGCUGGAAAAAGCUGAAGCCCUUAGCAGUGCUGGACUAUCACACAGCAACUGUCCACUGCGUGUCCUUCUCAGAUCACAGCAGCCCCCGGGACAGACUGCUGGCAGCUGGCUCCAAAGAUCAGCGCAUCAGUGUCUGGUCCAUAUAUGCUCAGAUGUGACCCAUCCUGCACUCCAUGGACUAGGAAAACAGGACUGCUGAAGCAAUUCCUAGCACUGGAAUUCAAACGUGCAUGUGGGGAAAUGGUAGAAUCUGUCUCCAGGCUGAAGUGAGAGUCCUAGGUUAAUUCUUAUGCUGCUUGUUUAAGCUAUAAGUUUUGUCUUCCAUAAAGGCAAGUGGAUUUUUUAAAUUCAUAACAAGCAGAACAAGGCCAGUAACAAACAAAGACCAAAGUUGCUUUGGGUUCUGCUACAAGUUUUGCAACACCUUUUCUUUGGCAGGUUGCUGACAUAACUUGUGCCAAUAUCUUCUGUAAAAAAGGACUGGAAUCCCUCAAACUGCAGUGGGGGCAGAAUAUGUCUGUUUGUAAGUCAUUUAUGUAUCCAAGAAUCUAAAUCAGUGUAAAACAUCACUCUUUCUUGAAAAUUUAUACCCAUUAAACCACCUCCAGUGGUUUCUCAUUGUCAGUUACUUUUUCUUCCUGGUAACUGAAAGGCUGUAAGAACACCCUUGAUUUGUUCACACUUCUGUCAGUUUCUAACUUAAACCAACAGCCAGGAAUGUGACUAGGGAUGGCCUUCGGCAUUUAUGAAUUUCAUUAUGCCUCCUGUCACCUCAAGCCUCACAAUUAAUCACAAGAAAGAAAGGGAAAAAAUCUUCCCCAGCAUUGCACUGCAAAGCUAUGAAAAGCCUUUUACAGAGCCAGUGCUAAAUCCUUUCCAUAGACUGAUGAGCUGAAGGAUUUAAACUCGGCAAUCCAAUUAGCGCCCUUCUCCUUGGAGAGUUAGGGCUAAGUUUCAGCAUGGCAAGUCUGGGAUUCAGCUGUACAACUCCCAUUAACAUUUAGGGGAAUCACAUGGUUAAAUCCUUAUCCACACUGUGCAAAUGGUUCCAUUAACUUGUCAUCUCUACAGUCAUGGAAGCUGAAAUUCAUUCAUGAAAGUUUUUUUGUUUGACUCACGAAGCAGAAUUUGCAUUCUUCUAAAGCAUAUUAGACACACACCAGUGUGCUGAGAGCCAGGGUACUGCUGGACUUGGUCACAAAGCUCCAGUGACAACUGUGUCUAGGCUGUGCACUGUUGAUACUUUAUUGGAAAUAAUUGAUUCUGCUUUGUAGAGAGGUGGAAAUCAAAGAAAAAGUGACCAAAAGUGAAUAGCAACAUCAAAGACUUUAGAAAUUAUUUCAGGAAAAUCACACAUGCAAAUUAAGGUCUGGGUCUGUUAUCCAGCUGUGCCUUGCAGACAGAAUAUUGCUGGACUGAAAGCCUUGAGCACCCAGCCUGAUGUUCUUUACAUUAAAACACAGAACCAGGAUACUGUUGCCAGGCUUUUCUAAAUAAAACGUGGCCUUACACAUUUUAGAGUGUGGUGACACUUUAAAUAAUGCAUUUCUUUGAUUAUUUCUUUACUACUCAGUAGCUGAAUGGAGGAUCACAUUGCAGUUGAAAGCUAAAGCCUAAUUUUGAGUGAUCCUGAGUCAAGGGGAGGUGAUGGUGUUCAUUACAUCUACCAGACAGAGUUGCACAUCUCCACCCAUCAUCCACCUCCCGCACAGAAGGAGGAGCUGUCCCCCCUGUACAAGCAGCUCCAUCCUCAGCCUUGUGGAAUGAGAUGCAGUCACUCUCCACAAACCUGCUGCUGAAAGAAACCUUGUAUUUUGUUCUUUUCCACAUAUCUCAAAGUAGGUCAGAAUUGGCACAAAGAAGCAAUGAAAUAAAUAAAUGGAAAAAGUGUUGUUGCACGUGGUUGAGGGGCCUGUCCUAGGGAGUUUGCACAGAGAUUUCCUUUUGCCUGUGCUGUCUAGUACAACACAACACACAUGGCCCAGAGGGUGCCAGCAUUCCUUCUCCAUGGCAGCAAACAGCAGCCUCCACUGCUGGGCAGUUUCCACAGAACUGAGCCAUAGGUUUAAUACUCAUCCAGCAGGAAAGGAAAUCCAGGGUCCACCCAUAUUGGGCAAAUGCUUAUUGUAGGAAACAAUUUUUGAUGCAAAUACUCUGGCAUUUGCACAGCAGAACCCCGCUGGAAAGAAGGAUUAAUAAUACCCCAUGCCUUAUUAAAAAACACUAUUAGAUCAGAGCCUGAAAGUUAGGAAUUCUUGAGUAUAUUUUCUCUGCAAAUUGCCAUUUACUGUCAACAUCUGUGUCUAAAGUAAUUAGGAAGACUCAUAAGCAAUGUUUAGAUUUAUAAAUGGGUCUUUUGGAAGAUACUCUAAAGAUUACUGGGUACAUACAUCUACCUUACUGCCUUUUGCUGGGAGUUAAAUAUUUAUGUUUGUCUGAUUAGGUAGAUUUAAAAAAAUGAGGACAUGAACUGCAUCUCAAGACACACAGCUGAGAGUUUCAUCAGCUUCAGGAGGAAGGACACCGGUUGCAGGGCUGCUUGCAGGAGCAGGGCCAUCCUUUACUUCCCAUUACCAAAACACUAUCCAUGCCAUACUUUUUCAAAAUAUAAUUAAUUAAUUAACUUUAUAUCAUUACUGAUUUUAUUUAAACAGUAAACAGAAUUUUCUUUCACAUUAUAGUUUCCUUGAAAUGAGCAACAAGACUACACUAAUUUGACUUAGAGUUGAGCCUAAAUGCCACAGUUUGAUUGUGAAUUACAGUCUUCUAACAGUUUAUUUGGCUAAGGAACCAACCUGGACUUCCCCAAAGAAGAAUGGUUUCCAACAGGAAAGACAGUCUGUAUUAGUAUAGGCUGUAAAACGUAAUUGCCUGAUUAUUACUGUAAAAUACAGAUUCUGAUUGCAUCUAAGAAAUUAACAUUUUUAAAUUUAAAAAAAUUUAAAUGUACAAUUGUACCAUGAGCACAGUUGUCAUUCAAGAUUUCCACUGACUUGCUAGCAGAAGCGAAGAGCCACCUUAAGAUGCUGGAGUUAGCUCUGAAACCUUACCUGCCAAAAAGGAACAGGGCUAGCCUGUACCUGGCCUGGAGGAUUCAGGAGUGAAGGUGAUGACAGCUAAAUUAUUACCAAAGGCUUCCUCCCAGGAAUCACCGUCUUUGGCACCCUGAGAGGGGAGAAAGCAGCCGACAUUAGUAAAGUAAUAGAAAUAAAUCCCAAACACCAGCAUUUGUGCAGCAAUUACAUGGAAUAUUUAUCACCACUGGAAUGAAUGGUGAUCUCUGACCCUCUAACAUUAUUUGCAAAUUAAUCCAUUACUUACAACUCCUUUCUCUUAUCAGUACAUGAGCCAUACAACACUGCAGUCCUUAGUGUAGAUGAGCAAGGAAAGAGGAGGUUAAUUGUGUUUGUAGUAAUGAGUGAAAAAGGAAGUAAGCUGGGGGCAUGCAAUGAGGCAGUUGUUAAAUUUAGUCCUUUAGAAUGCAAUUGCUACAGCAAGCCAGAAAAUUACUCUGCAGCUUGACUUGGACUCUUGCAAAGGUUUGAGUUUAAAAGAGCAGAUUUUUAUAGUUAAGCCAAUACUGGCUUCUAGACUGCUUUUGUUUUUAGCAUAUUUAGGAUGCAUCUACAAAGCCAACUUGCAAAUUAAUAAAUCUUUCCUUUAAUUCAGUGUGCCAAGAACAAAGAUAGAACACUGACUACUGCAGGAGCCAUGUUAGUGAUGUAAACCAAAGGACUGGGGAUUAAACAAGGAUUACUGAGUGCUAAAUCAAUGUGUUUCCUUUUCUGGCUGUGUGUCUGUGGUGUGAAAGUGUGGAUCCUUACAUAAAACACGGCACAUGAUUGCCUGGAUUAAUACUAGACAAUGUUACAGCAGUGCUGCGGCACAAAGUUUGAUGUUUAAGCAUGACCAUUGUGCUACCAGGAAAGUGACAGCCAUGGCUAAGGAAAAAGGCAGCAGGGUUUCUGCUAAAGCGUAAUAAUCUGAAAUUCCAGCCUGGGUCCCCCACUGUAGCUUUUCCAAGUAAACUUGGCUGUGUUUGUCUAUGUCCUACUUUUCUGGGGCAUGCUGGAGGUUUCUUUUAUAAUGUGAAUUAAGAUCAUAGGGGGAGUUGGCAAUUCAUGGCAAGGACCUCAGAGUAUCAAAUAAAAUUAAAAUACAAUCUCUCCUCAGUUGGGAAAGUUUUGCUCACCUGAUUAGUGAUCUGAACUACAGCUGUACUUCCAAUCAGCAGUGCUGUGUACUGCUUUAUUCUGACCUCAGAGGAAUUUGACUUGCAGUUUGGCUGGUAAGAAGAGGAGAAAGAAGAAGGGCGGGGGUAAAAUAAAACAAAGGAGCAACUUGUCCCUCUGAGUUAGGUGAUAGGAAGACUGUGGAAGGUAUGAAGAGCCUUGGAGCAAACCACCAGCCAGAUUCUCCAUGGGAGGGGGACAAGGAUGGCAGGAAGAGGACCUGGUGGAACCAUACAGUGAUAGGUCUGGCCUCUAAAACUCAUACAUCAACUUACUUUUGUAUCAGACAUAUUUGCUUUUACUUCCCCAGCAUCCUUUAUUAAAGGUGUCAGUACUCUCAGAAAUCCUGUAGACCACAAUCUACACCUCUAAAUAAGCGUGUGCUCACCCAGAGGAGAAAAAUGUAUUUAUUUCUGUUUCUGAAGGGUCAUAAAGCCAGAAGCUGCAGUGCCACAGGGGAUAGCAGCAGGAAGGACUGAGGUCCUGAAGCAGUCAUGUGCCCUGCAGGAGAACCACUCUGGAGUAUUAAUUAUGUCCUCACAGGAGAGUGACGUGGCAGUGAAAAAAUCUUAAUUCUAAUAAUUCUCAGUUACAAUUUCUAAUUAUUAAAAAAAAUAAAAGGGAAUUUUAAAAGCUGUUAAAUUUCCUUGAGAUUACAGCUAGAUGCUGUUUUCUUCUAGUUUUUAUUCUCAGUAUAUAUACACUAGGGCAGCAAAACACGAUAGAAAUCCUCAGAUGCUUUCUGGACAGCAAUGAUCUCUCUUUCCUACCAGUGGCAGGACUGAUUGAGCCUGAUUAUGUCCAGAUCAGGAAAUCUAGCCAGGAUGUUCAAAUGACGAGCCAUUAUUCUGCUCAAUAGCUCUGGCACCUCACACAUGCAAAAAUACAUUUUUCAGGCCCCCAUGGCACUGCUUGCUAUAAACAUGUUCUGACACAGGCAAGAAGGCAGUGGGUGCACUGGGUCUACGGAAUAACUUUUAACAUGACAGAGAAUGUCUGUGUCAUUUGUCCUGAUGGUAACUUUAAAAAUAGCUGAUACGAAAUCUCAGUGAUUUGUGGAUGCAUUGUUUGUGUUCAUGGAAAAGUAUCUAGGCUGCUCUUAACACUUAGAGUAAGUAUUGUCUGUUCAGAUUUUUUUGCCUCAGAUAUUUUGAUGGCGUGCAGACUUGGCAUCCUGCUAAAUAGAGACAUUGAGUCUUUAUAGUUUUAUCUCUUGAGCCCAUCUGGUUUGAAGUAGUUGACAACAAGCAGGAAAGCAAGAAAUGUGCAAGGCAGUGCCUCAAGUAGAACCAGCCUGAAGGGCCUGCCUCUCCCCUUUCCAGAUGAUGGCUUUGCCUGCAAUCCCUCCACUCUCAUGCUGGCUCUUCUGCUCACGGUUGGGGCUCACAGCCAGGCAAAGGUCAGGCUGAAGCAGCCAAGCUGGAGCACUGAGAGAAGGAGAACUGUUACCCCCUGGAACAAGGAACAAUGGGAGCACAAAGCAAGUGGAGUAGAAUGCAAAUGCUAAGACCCUGCCCAUCAUCCAGGCUAAAACCAGUGACAAAAGCAAUAGUGCUAACACCUCACACUAAGGUGCUUCUGUAAAUUUUUCAUGUUGUUUAUUCCAUUUUUCACUUCUUUUUUUUUUUUUUUUUAAUUUAAAGCCCAAGGACAUCAGUGUGAGUCCCUGGGCACCUGUGCAAUCACUCCUGUGAAGGCAGGCACCGAGCACAGCAGUGGCACCUGAGGUGUCCUGGAGUGUCAGGGAGGAGUACACUGCAGGAAAACAUUUCCUUUCCUUCUCCAUCUCCCA